Messenger RNA from Caenorhabditis remanei, 2715 nucleotides. RefSeq lists its product as uncharacterized. Gene Ontology annotation, cellular component: cytoplasmic vesicle membrane; plasma membrane. The record is from RefSeq and is a predicted model, not a curated record. The coding region runs from base 1 to 2715 and encodes 904 amino acids. NCBI's taxonomy places the organism in Eukaryota, Metazoa, Nematoda, Chromadorea, Rhabditida, Rhabditidae. The transcript is spliced from 11 exons. Gene Ontology annotation, biological process: molting cycle, collagen and cuticulin-based cuticle; endocytosis.
AUGAAAAAUAAGAUCGAAAAGACGUCGGACAACACAUGGUUUGUGCGGAUUAUUCAUUGGUUCUUCCAGAAAUGUUCGGCUGUAAUUUGCUAUUGCCCUUGGACAUGUAUAAUAUUGACAACUGCACUCACUUUGGGGUUAUCACUCAAAAUUCCAUUCACCAGAAUGGAAAAUGAUAUCAGUGAUUUCACACCAUUUGGAGCAAGAUCGAGAGCAGAGUUGCAGGUUGGAGACAAUAUGCUGGGAAUCUCUCAACUAAACGAUACUGUACAUGUCCUUGACAAAAUUUCUCGGGAUUUCUAUCUUAAAACAUCCGAUGGUCCGAAAAACUUUGAGGAGUACUGUAGUGGGUUCUGCCUUCUCAAUGAACCAGUGAGACACUUUUAUAGCGGGAUGCUUAUCUCCGGACAGCAUGGCACUGACUUCAGCCAUUUGGACUUGGGGUAUCCAGUCACUACAGUGCUUGGGACUAAGCUUUAUAUGGACCCAAACUUUUUUGGUGUGAAAGUGGCAACAGAGAAUAAUAAAAUUGAGAGUGUGGCUGAUGGGAAUAUUCGACUUUUUGGAGAUAAUACGAAACAAGAACCAAAUAACAUUCGCGAAGUUUCUCUUGUGGUGAUACAACUGAGGUCUGAGUUGGGUGAUGAGGUAAAAGCAGAGGAUCUUAGAAAUUAUGAACAUCAAAUAUUGGACUACAUCCAUGACGAGUACAAGUCGGAUCAUAUCAAUGUGUAUAUUCUAACUGACUCAUACAUCACUGAGGAAAUUGUGAGAGCUGGUCUCACUCUCCUACCAUUUUUGGUCAUCGGAUUCACUAUUAUGGCAGUUUUCUCCUCCAUCACAUUUGUCGUCAGUGCAUAUUAUUUACAACAAUUGAACGUUUAUAAGGUAGUCCUGGCGGUGAUGGCUUGUGUGUGCCCAUUCAUGGCUUGUGGUGCAAGUCUUGGAGCAAUGUUCUAUGCUGGAUUCCGAUUCGGCUCGAUUCUUUGUGUAACACCAUUUUUAGUGCUUGCUAUUGGUGUGGAUGACUCGUAUCUGAUGGUCAAUGCGUGGCAACGAAUCACCUGUCACAGAAGAAAAAAUGGACGAUUUGAGAGUGUAAACGCGGAAUUGAAACAUCGUAUAACUGAAAUGUUUAUUGAAACUGGACCAUCUAUCACUAUUACUACUAUCACCAAUGUCUUAGCUUUCGGAGUUGGAGCAACAACCCCAGCGGCUGAAAUUCAACUUUUUAGUAUUGGAAAUGCCCUAGCUGUAACAGCGGAUUUCGUUUUCACGAUAACAUUCUAUGGAGCGCUGAUGGCUGUUGUUGGAAAGUAUGAAAUUGCCCAGGAGCUCAAAAACAUGAAAACUUUGCCUGGAGCAGAGACACCGUCGGAAACUUCUUCAACUGGAUCAGUGACGUCGUCCGAGCCAGAAGACUGUAAAUUCCGCAGAAUUAUUGCAAAAAUAUGUAAUUUCCUAACGAACACUUGGGUUUGCUCUGUAGUUCUGGGAUUAUUAGCAGUAUAUUGGUACAUUUGCAUUGUUGGAACAGUCAACAUAAAAUCAGAGUUGAGCCCGAAUAAGUUGUUCUUAGCGGAGAGUAAUAUUGUUGAGAUAUUCAAACAACGAAAAACGCACAUCAUCCCUUACUACUCUGCAUGCUGGAUUCUUGUUGAAAACCCCGGAGACAUAAAUGACCCGUCUCAACGUGGCAAACUGGAAGACUUGAUACAAUCAUUUGAAAGCUUACCAUCUGCAAACGGGCGGUAUUCAACAAAAUUUUGGCUCAGAGAUUAUGAAGAUUUUCUUAAACAAUCGGAGGAUAUUGACUUGCCAAUUGAAGAAGAGGAUGAGGAGUUGGCCAUUGAGUUCAGCGUGAAUGGAAGUCAAGUGGUCACUCCAUCACAGCCGUUCGGGCAGGGAAAUGAGCUGAGACAGUUUUUGGAAUGGCCAGAGUUUUCUUUCUGGAAAGGGUUCAUUCAGAUAAAUGAGUCUACAUAUCAAAUGUCUAAAUUCCUAGUCACCACCGCAUACCACGGAGCUGAACUGGUGGACUGGUCGAAUCGUGCAAAACUUUUGAAUGAAUGGAGAGCAGUCGCCGACCAAGAGAAGUAUCGCUCUCUCAAUGUAACAGUUUAUGAAGAAGACGCCAAAUUUUUGGAUCUAAUUGAGACUAUGUCUCCAGUGGCCAUCCAGUCGGCUCUAUGGACCUUUGCUUCCAUGUUCGUGGUCGCCGCACUUUUCAUCUCCCACCCUCCCACUCUUUUCGUCGCCACGUUCUCAAUCCUUUCCACGUCACUAGGAGUCUUCGGAAUCAUGUCAUGGUGGGGUGCUGACUUGGAUCCAAUCAUGAUGUCUGCUACUGUCAUGUCGAUCGGAUUCUCAGUAGAUAUUCCAUCUCACGUUAGCUACCAUUUCUAUCAGACUGCCAAGGAAACAACAGACAUCAGAAGACGCCUUCAGAUGACUAUCGAAGCUGUUGGAUUCCCAAUUUUCGAGGCGUCUCUUUCUACCUCACUCUGUGUCAUGUCGCUGUUUUUUGUGGAUUUGAAUAUGGCACAGAUCUUUGCAAAGUGCAUGCUACUAGUCGUGGUGAUUGGAAUGAUUCAUGGUAUGCUGGUAAUGCCUGUCAUAUUUGCACUUCUCGAUACAGUACCCAGAAAAUUGACAGCAAAAUCAAGGAAACAACAUCUAGCAUCAACGGUCACUGUGGUUACAGUAGUGCCCUGA